AUGCCUUCACUCUGGGAGAAAGUUGGAACAAUCUGCUCUCCUUCUCUGCUUUUCAGCACAACCUUUUGCAAAACACAGUUUAAUUCCUUUUUUUUCCCCCCAAUGUCAGGGAGAAGAGCCCAUGGAACAGCCGCAUUAGGAAUAAAAGUUAUUCCACAAGAGCUACAAGGGAACUUAUCAACCCACAAGUCACUGACCUGUUUGCUGAAGAUAUGGAAAGAGCCCACAAGCAAAAAAACGACGUCCUACUUCCGGCCCCGCGGUGCCCUCAGCGCUUCCCGCCUCGGCACGGGCCCGUCCCGGCUCCUCCCGCCUCCCGCUCCGGCUCCUCCCGCCUCAGCCCUUCCCGCCGGCUCCCUCAGGAGCUACCGGGAGUCAGGAGCCGCUGCAGCCCUCGGCGGCCGCCGGAGCCCCGCUCCUGCCAGCCACUCCGUGCCGUGGGUUUGGCAUCUCCCGGCUCCAAGGGCUCCUCUCAUCAUGAGCUCCUUCGAGGAGGCCGAAACAGAGGAGACAGUGACGUGCCUCCACCUGACCUUCUACCACCCUGGGCAGGCCGAGAAGAUGAUGUUCCGCUGCCUGAAUUUCUGCCAGCGGCAGCAGCUGCGGGCGGACGACACGGCCAAGUUCGGCCGCGACUCCAGCCUGUGCCACUACAGCCUGGUGGACACGCGCGUCUCCCGCAUCCAGUUCUCCCUGCAGUUCUACAGGAAGCUCCACACCUCCGAGUACGCCUUCGAGAUCAAGAACCUGAGCAAGAAAACGAAGCUGACCGUCAACCAAACAGAGCUGGGUUACUUGAACAAAAUCGACCUGCCCUGGAGGUGCAUCAUCUGCUUCGGGGACUACCAGAUCCUGGCGGAGAUUCAAGAAGGGGAGGCCAUGGAUUAUUUUGAGACUCACUUGCACUUGGCUGAAGCACCCAUCCUACAAGAAAGGUGCCUGCCAUCCCUGCAGCCUAUACCCGAGAAUGGCAUUUCUCCUUCCUUUCCUCUUAGCCAAGGUAAAAGCCCCACAGAGAUUGAUGAGAACGAGCUGUGCUAGCGGGGAGAAGGAGGCUGGAUCAGAUUUUGUAGCAUACACGGCCCUCACCUCAGCCCGGUGUUCUUGGUGGUGCUCACUGACUGCUGCACAUCAGUCUUCUUUGCUCGGUGUUUUCAGCACAGGCAUUCCAGAGCACUGCUCCACAGGAAAGGAUUCCAGCCACUGCCUUCAUGGAGGGCUCUCUGAUGCUCAGAAAGGUGUGGGAGACGAGGGGCCAGUCAAAUCCAUGGAAUCCCAGAGCCGUGGCCACGUGCCUUGGAGGGAUAUUUGACAGGCAUUCACACAGAGCAUGCACAGCAGGGUUUGGUCCCAGCCAAGGGGUGACACAGUGUCUUGUUGCAUAUUAUACUUGGUGCUCUGCUUUGCACACCAAAUCCCAAACAGUAUUUUUUGCGAGCCUAGGUUGUGACUUCACAGAUUUUGCAACUUAGAAACACUUUGUCGUUUUACAUUUUUAUUAGCUUCAAAGCAAGGUUUCUUUUUUAUUUUUACUUAUUUAAUUAACUUUUUUUUUUUUUUGCAAGUUUACUUUUGCUUGUGAUGUAGACAAACAUGUAGCAUCAAUGAUCAUGGUCUAAUAUGGAUAAAAAUCCACAUUAAUUUUGCAAUAAAUACAUUUUGUUCCCUAGUAAGGGUUCGCUCUGUUAUGUAGCUGUAAUCUAAAAGAAUUUUUGGAGAAUAAAAUGAUUUCCAGGACCAUCAAGAUAA
This is a messenger RNA of Haemorhous mexicanus (house finch), 1749 nucleotides long. It is a transcript of the gene TIFA, whose product is annotated as TRAF interacting protein with forkhead associated domain. Gene Ontology annotation, biological process: canonical NF-kappaB signal transduction. NCBI's taxonomy places the organism in Eukaryota, Metazoa, Chordata, Aves, Passeriformes, Fringillidae. Bases 1 to 1041 code for a protein of 346 amino acids. The transcript has 3 exons. Gene Ontology annotation, molecular function: protein binding. The record is from RefSeq and is a predicted model, not a curated record.